Molecule: messenger RNA, 1535 nt
Organism: Glycine soja
Lineage: Eukaryota; Viridiplantae; Streptophyta; Magnoliopsida; Fabales; Fabaceae
Product: SEC14 cytosolic factor-like
Exons: 12
Coding region: 184-1200 (338 amino acids)
Source: RefSeq, a predicted model, not a curated record
GGAAGCUACAACAUAGUACAAACUCACCUCCAAGUCCACGCUUUUGUUCUUGCAGAGUAAGAGAGAGGAGGUGGACAAAUAAAGCUAUAAUUUUUAGAGGGGUUACCACCCUCACCUUCUGCCAAACCAAACCCACCCUUUUCUGUCUUCAAGCUACUAUCGUGCUGAGAGCUGAACAAGAAGAUGGGGGGUGGAAAUCAAGAGGCAGUCAAGCAGCUGCAGACCCUGAUGGAAAAUGUGGAUGAUGAGCAGCUGAAGAAUACAUUCCAGAUUAUGCACCAGGGUUAUCAAACGGAAACGUUAAUACGGUUUCUCAAAGCUAGGGACUGGAGUGUUGCCAAAGCCCAUAAAAUGUUAAUUGAUUGUUUGAACUGGAGGGUGGAAAAUGAGAUUGACAAUGUUUUAAGGAAGCCUAUCCCUACGGAUUUGUACAAAGCCAUACGGGAUUCUCAACUUAUAGGAAUGUCUGGUUACUCAAAGGAGGAUCUACCUGUCAUUGCUGUUGGUGUUGGGCUCAGUACAUAUGAUAAAGCAUCUGACAAAUACUAUAUACAAUCACACAUCCAACUGAAUGAAUAUAGGGAUCGAGUGAUCUUGCCAACAGCUACAAGGAAACAUGGACGAUACAUUGGCACCUGUGUUAAAGUGUUGGAUAUGUCUGGUUUAAAAUUUUCUGCAUUGAAUCAAUUGAGGUUGUUGACUGCUAUAUCUACAAUAGAUGACUUGAACUAUCCGGAAAAGACAGACACAUACUAUAUUGUUAAUGCACCAUAUGUAUUCUCAGCGUGUUGGAAGGUUGUGAAGCCUCUUUUGCAAGAAAGAACCAGGAGAAAAAUCCAGGUGCUGCAAGGUUGUGGGAAGGAGGAAUUACUAAGGGUCAUGGACUAUGAAUCCCUUCCACACUUCUGCAGAAAAGAAGAUUCCAAGUCAUCCAAACAUCAUGCUUCAGGAAACUCUGAAAAUUGUUUCUCCUUCAAUCAUGCCUUCCAUCAACAACUCUACAAUCACAUCAAGCAACAAGCCAUCAUUAUGGAGUCAAUUUCACCAAUCAGACAAGGGUCCUUCUGUGUAGACAUACCAGAGCCAGACCCUGAUGAUGCCAAAAUAGCCAAGACCAUAGAAAAUGAGUUCCACAAAUUGGAGAAUCAGAAGAAUGGUUUUACCAACUCACUAACUGGUCUUACAGUUAAUGGCCAUUGAAAGCUAUGCUACUAAAGCUAGUAACUGUUUUUGGCCUCUCCUGAGCCACUUUUAUUUGUUGAUUACUUUAUGGUCCCUUUUGGAAAAGGAGGGUUAUACUUGUAGGUCAUACUUAUACCCGGUUAUUAGAUUUAAUAUUGUAAUGUUUGCAUCAACUAGAUGCAAAAUUCUUCAGGCAGACCUUAAUCGAAUUUCUACAACCACCUUGAGAUGAUAAGCAUAUGAUAUAUGUUCAAUGUAGAAAAGAUGGCGCCAUGCUACAAUUCAUAUGGCUGUCUUGGUACAUUAAUUGUUGUUUGUCAUCAUUAUUUGAUCUCGAUUGUUUUCUAGUCUAA